Molecule: messenger RNA, 2991 nt
Organism: Auanema sp. JU1783
Lineage: Eukaryota; Metazoa; Nematoda; Chromadorea; Rhabditida; Rhabditidae
Source: the annotation of a GenBank genome assembly
AUGCAAGCUGCUGAUCUUCCACAGCAUUUUUUACAACAUGACGACGUCGAAGAAAUAGUUGAAUAUGUUGAAGCUGUGGAUGAAACAGGCGAGGCAGUCCAUUAUGAAGAAUGGUCCGGUCAAGACCUAAAAGAUGACAUAAAUAUCAAACAGGAAAUAAUUCCCGGAUACGUCGAGGAUGAUGCACAAUAUUUCGAACAGGAAUAUGAAGAAAUGUUCGAAGAAGAAAUUGACGUUGAUGAAACAUUCGCUAGUCAGUUUGAAGAAGCUCCCAGCUAUAACGAUCCUUAUAUAGAAUUUCACGACUCAACAGCCUCAAGUUCUAAAAAGUUGACCAUUGUAGAAUGUGAAAUAUGCGGUUCAAUAAUUAAACAUCCUUCGAAAAUUCAGGCUCAUAUGCGAACUCACACAGGGGAAAAACCUUUUCAAUGCGAUAUCUGUGGUAUGCGAUUCACUCAAAAGACUCCUAUGGUAAAUCAUUACAGAAAACAUGUAGGAGAUAUGCCGUAUGUUUGCGGAUUUGGUUGUGGUAAACGUUUCGUUAAUAAUGCUCGUAAAAAUGCUCAUGAAUUGAGACAUCAGGGAAUGAAAAGACAAGGUCCGCCAAGGCCUUACCUCAAGCCGCCUCGGCGAAAAAUAGGCACAGAAGUCAGUAAUACGACUAAGAUUGAAGCAAGUAGAUAUGAAAGAGCACCAGAAGAGCGAUGUUCUAUGAUCGAUUGGUAUCCUCCUUUUGGACAGUUGGAGCAACCUAUGUCAGCGGCUUCGAGUAAAAGGCUGGAUGAAGUUAUUGAAGCUGUCGCAUCAGGGGUUUCGAUCCCUACUCAAAAGCAAGCCAACACUAGAGCCUCCGUAAUUGCUCAAUGUCAUAUUUGUGGUUUGAUGGUGAAAUAUCCUAGUAAAAUUCAGGCACAUAUGAGAACUCACACAGGCGAGAAGCCUUUUGAAUGUAAGGAAUGUGGAGCUCGGUUUGCUACAGCAUCGCCAUUAAAAAUGCAUAUGAAAAGAAAGCAUCUAGAAGAACGAAAAAUUCCGUGUUCUUGGGAAUGCGGAAGAAUGUUUGUGAGUAUAGGAGCAAGAAACGAGCACGAGCGCAUAGUUCAUGCAGGAAUAAAGAGAUACGAGUGUACCGCUCCAGGCUGCCGAAAAAUGUUUACCAGACGACAGUAUUUGAUGCUUCAUCGAAUGAAAGAUCAUCAUAUGUAUGCACCUGUUUUUGAUCCGAAUGAGAUAAUCCGAGCAGAAGUAGAAGAUCAGAAUGCUUCAACUAUGAUUCACGGAGAUAAUGGAGAUUAUAUAACGGAGUAUACAGAGGAUGAUCAGUUUGAACAGGACAUGGUAGACAUUAGUGAGAAUGGGUUGCUACUUGUUACCCAGGAUACCUCAAACGAUUCUGAUUAUGUGGUGGUAGAAGGAGAACAAGUUCAUGAAGAGAACGAGUUGUUUGUUAAAGUUGAGGAUAGUCCCCAAAAACCUACCGCAGAUACAGAAAUGAUGAGAUCAGAUGAUGCAUUGUUGAAAGAAACAAGUUUAACCAAACAUUUAGAAGAAACAGUAAAGCAUGUGUUAGUGCCGGGGAAAGACGAUCAAGGACGGGUUAUAUCAGUUCGAAUUUUAAAAAGAAGCUCUAAGAAACCAGAAAUCAUGUCGUUGGCCUGCAAUUUGUGCCCGUUUAGGUGCUAUACAAGGGAUGUGUCGACUUUAGUUGAUGAAGCCAAUAACUUUUGCUGCAUAGAUAGAUGUUCUUCGUUUUUCAACAGUCCCUCGAACUUUUGGGAGCAUCUUCACAUUAAGCAUGGAGCUUUCAAAUGUAACCAUUGUGGGAAAAUAGCUUUACGCAUGUUACCAACUAACGCAAACAUCAAUAUGCCUUCAUCUUCUAACGAUUCUGAAAAAACAUCUGUAAACAAGAAAAGAAAAAUUGAAGUCUCAGUAGCAGGACCUUCUAACCCUGCAGCUAUUGUUAGAACCCUUCAAAAUUUCACUGAAGCUGGGCCGUCGGGGCUUCCAGAAGUACCAAAGAAGAUUCGACGGUUUCAUGAUUUGCUUAUGGAAGGACACAAGGUUUGGGAUUUUACAACAUAUGAACAGCUGAAAUCCUAUCUCAACGAGAAAAGUGACGAUAGUAUCAUAGCUAUGCUAGUUAGGUCUGAGUUAUUAGUAUCUAAAAGAUCUUGUAACAAGUGUGGAAACCCUAUGAAGUUGAGAUCAAGGCUAGGAUCAUAUGUAAAGAACAAUCCAACAGUAGAGUGGAGAUGCAGAAAUAACAAUAAUGGCAAGAAAAGAGACUGUUCCACUCAAUCUUGCCGAAAUGGCUCCUUUUUUGCUUCAUCAAAUAGUAGUUUGCAGACUCAGGUAGAGACUUUAUUCCAAUUGAAAGACAAUUUUAUUACUCUUGAUGGAACAGUAGUUAGUUUUUCGAGUAGUCCUCUGGUUAAGCAGUUUUCUGAUAUUUGGAUCAAGUUCCUCGAUCUCCAUAAUAGGGAAGAGCGCAUUGGCAAUAUGGGAAUGCUGGUAGACUUUUUCUCUUUCCCUGCACCUCAACCAUCAAACGAUGAACAUAUUAUUGUCAUGGUUGAACGAAAAUUCAAUGGUAGAGCAGCAGCUAGAGUUAUACAUGGCGAUCCACGCUCGUAUUCUCAGCUCAACGAAUUUUUGUCCGAGAAAAUGAUGGAUGGAUCAUACAUAGUUCUAGACGAAAGCCAAUCAUAUUACUCGGACUUGAUCCAUAGAUGCCGAACAAUAACCUCUUCAGUUAUCAAUAGUCCGCAAUUUCAAUCAUCACAUGGAGAUGCUGCUCUUCCAUCGUAUAUUCAACAAUGUCAAUUUCUGAUAACAACACUUUUGAAUACUCCUUAUAGAUGUCCCAUGACAGAAAUAGUUCAAGAAUCUAUUAUAAAAUUCAAUAAUAGGGACAGUCUCACUAAAGUGUUUUGGUCACUUUUAUCCGUAGACGGAAAUGUGUUCUUCACCAAAUCUAGGAAAACGUGA